UCGUAGAACAGUGGGGCGUGGUGAAGUGGAGUUUUCUUGUGCCAUGUUAAUUGCAUUUAUUGUUCAAAAUUCACCUUCCUAAUUAAAAGUAGAUUAAUUCUCAAUUCAGGCGUUACCUAAAAGGAUCAAGGUGCCCUAAGAACAGCUUGAUAUUAUUAAUACGUUUGUUUUUGAGCAUUUUCCUUAAAAAAGUGUUUUGUGUUUCCUUAUUUGUUGUGCUUCAUGUAGUCGCCGUGACUUGGGCGCUCUCGUCGCUCAAAUGUCAUAAGAGUUCCGCAAACUGUGUAUUAAUACAAAUAUAACCAUGGAUUUGGAUCUAAGACGUUUUUUCACUUUGCUCUAUCAGUAUUUGGAAGAUGAGAACGCAGGACCAAGACAAUGCAACCAAUUAAUUAUGAACUUAAACGAUGUUUUAACACGAGAACAAGUUAACAUUCCUGAUUUGGACUUAUACCUACAAUAUUUAUUCAACAAAUCAGAAGGUCUUCUUGACUUCGUUACAAAAAUUGUGAAUAAGAAACAAUUCCAGUCGUCGGUUAUAUAUGUCUUCGAGAUAAUUUAUACUUUGAUAAAUAAUUUUUCUUCAAAAGUAGAGAAAUAUAUAACUGUGAUAUACGAUACAUAUUUCAAAGUCAUCAACUCCUCACUUAUCUCCUCCGAUACAAAAGUAAGAGCGUUAGAAGUGGCGACUCUUAGUUUUGAAAAAAUUAACAAGUGUUUAGAUUAUCCUGCGUGUUACAAUAAUGUGUACGCCAGUUUAUUAAGAAUAGUUAAUACGAACAAACUCGUCACAGUUCAAGAAAAAGUCUUCAAAGCCUUAGGAGCUUUUGCUAAGUACUUUCAAGAUUCGAUAACUAACCACGAAAGCUUGAAGUCCAUUUUUAUAAGUGCACUGAAAGCUGAAAUGAACAAGAAAGAUUUUUCUAAUGGGGUCGUCUGCGGUGUUUUUACUGGACUGGACCAUUUUUGUGAAAGUUUUCCCCUCGAUCCAAAGUCAAAAAAAGAUGAGACCGACAUUAACAACCUUUACAAUUAUCUUGAUCAAAUGAGAAUACCAACAUCUGAAAUAAAAAUCGCCAAUAGAGCUGCCUUAACGUUCCUUGGAAAUAAUAUGUCAAUAUUUAUUAAUUUAAUGAUUAAAAACAUCGGAAAUUGGCACAAAACUUUGUUAGAAUGGUUGGAUUAUGGACCUGAUGAUCAAAAAGUUGGUGUUUUCGUGAUUAAAGCUUUGUAUAGUGCCCUAGGAACAUUUUUACUAUCUCAGCAACAUACAGAUGUUAUAAGGUAUUUUAUGCAAUAUUUUAAUCAAACGUUCAAUAAUAACAAAGCUACUCAUUCCGAAAAAUAUCUGUGUUUGCACGGAUUUGUUUCAUUUUUACCACAGUUAAGUGAAGAGGAAUUCAAAAACACACUUAUUUUGAUAGUUCAGAACAUCGAACAAAGCUUUAUUCUUAAUCCAGAACCAUCGAGGGACGUUUUACAAAAUCUAUCAUACCACUUAGAGACUAUGAUAAAAUUCGUCCAUGUCGGAAAAAUUACAAACAGUGAACUUUUUUCAUUACAAAAAGUAGCAAUUUUGAUGAUUAAGGUUUACCCACAGUUGCCAUUUUCCUGCCACGCCGCUGUUAUAGAGGCUUUAGUAUCAACUUGCUACUAUUUGUUAUGCAACGAUGAAAAACUUUUCGAUAAUUUUGUGGACAGUGUGAUAUAUCGAGGAGUAGUUUGGUCUUGCUCGCAUCAGCACGUCUCAGAAGCUGAUAUUUUAGAAAAAGGUACACCUGGAGUACUUACUGUCAAGAAUUAUUUCAAGAUGUGGCGAAAAUUGUUGAGGCAUAAAUUCGACAAGAUGGGGAUUUGUUCGGAUAAUCGCAUAGACAUUUUGACAAAGAUUAUAAAUAAAUUAAUGAAAACUUUGCUGGUGUUAAUUGACAAACUCAAUGUUUCCAUUGUUUUGAAUGAGGCAGCGGAGGCUGCAACGGAUAUACAGUCUGCAUAUAAAGUAGCCGAAGCUAAUGACUUCGCUAUUUUCUUAAACGUGGUGGAUUUUUAUCAGAAGAUUUUUGAAGAAGUCGACCCCUCAAAUUUGAAACAGUGGGCUAGCAAGUUGAUACGGUGUCUCGUGGAUAAAUGCAAAAAGUUUCCUUUGAUUAGUGGGUUUUACAAGCUGCUUUCGUUCAUUUUAAAAGUUUGCAACAAGAUAAAUUACUUCGAUGAAUCUAGAAGCAGCGUUGUUCAGGAUGUCCAAAUGUGUAACUCAACUUUAACGAUAUUCGCCAACAGCAUUUUAAGCAAAACGCAAGAGUAUAAAGCAGACUUACUGAUUGCAUGUCUUCAAGUUCUUCUACAGUAUCCGAUUGUUAUAAUCCGGAAAAUAUUACCAGCAUGUGUAGCUUGUUUCAAAACGAUUUUCUAUGUUGGUCGAAAUUACGUACAGUUGGCCAACAUGGCUUUAGAUACGUUGGAACAGUGGCAAAAGGAGAUCAUGUAUGAAGAAAUGGAACCUUUCUUAAUACAGGUUAUACCAUUGCUAGACUAUUACCUACAGAGCAAAUCGUUGGGACGUUUCACGGAUUCCAGUGUUCCCGAAACUAGAAGAAAAACUGCACAAGCGCUGAAGAAACGUAAAGUUUUACUUAACUUUGAAUCAGAACUUACUAGACUUCAAAUAAGGAUUAUAAAAUUUGUUGGUGGACAAAGCAAUGCGUUAUGUGAAGCUUUUGCUUUUCAUGAGGAUGACACGAAUUUGUCUGUUUGGAGUAAUCAGCAACAUCUGAAAAUCGUGUUACCCUAUAAUGAUAUCAAGUUAGAUAUAUACCUUGAUAAACUACUUCCAAGAAUUAUUAACAUAGCACUAAAUAGUUCUGACAGGAAAACUAGAGUUAUGGCUUGUGAGCUACUACAAGCUAUAAUUAUGAUUUUUUUGGGAGCAACAAAACAAAUGACACAAUCUGGUCUCUCCGAUUUAAAUGAAUUAUUGAGACAUAUAUCUGUACCUCUACUGAAGCUCGGAUGUGACAUGGACCCAGUCAUUGAACAACUAUAUAGACCUCUAUGUUUUCAGUUAAUUCAUUGGUAUACACAAGUGUCACAAUUGCGAAGCGAACAUAGCGCUAUAUUCAUUGAGUCGGUUCUGGAAAAUAUAACCCACCCAACUGACACUGCGUUACGAGAUUUCUUAGGCAAAUGCAUCAACGAAUUCGUCAAAUGGACAAUUAAACAAACAAGCGAAAAAAAUUUAGCCAUAGAUCAGAUUAACAUCAAAAUCCUAAUUAAAAAAAUGCGAUUUUACAGCAUGCAUCCAGACCCUUCCAAAAAACUAGGAGCUGCUUUAAUUUUCAAUAACAUAUAUAGAGAACUUCGCGAAGAAACUGCUCUUUUGAGUAUGUUUUGGAUUGAAUUUCUUCACAUCUUUGUUAAAAGUCUUUCAACUUAUGAAUAUGAAGCAACCGACGAAAAUUCAAUUACACACAUAAAUAGCGCCUUAAGCCAUUUAGAAAGAGGCUUUGUGGAAAAAUCCAGUAUGUUUAAUAAGGCGGAUAGACAUCGAAGGAUCCCCGUUGAUAUGGAAGGAGAAACUUUGGAGCAUGUUGUUCUUUGGUUGCUAGAACAAACAGGAUCAUCGAGUCGGUAUUGUCGCGAAAAAUGCAUGGAACUGUUUUGCAGCUUGGCACCAAAAACAACACAAUUUAGCACUCUUCAAACGUUUGUUACAUCUUUCAAAAAAACGAACUGGGUUGUAGAAAUUUAUGAAGCAUUUUUGACGCGGUACCCAACUUUAGAAAAUUUAUCAAAAUGUGAAGGAUUAGGACCAAAUAAAUGGAUGCAAGCGUUUUUGUGUGCACUAGAUGGGUACAAGUUUGUCGUCACUAACAAGCUAACACCCUUGGACAAUAUUUUAACCGAAACUAUUAUCAAUGGCAUUCAUUAUUUCCUCAAUAAACUGUCUAAAGCAACUUUGGAACAAGCUUACAGUCUUAUUGAAGUCAAAGAGUGGUUGUUUACCUCAUUCGAUAUACAAACUUUUGAUAAACAGAGAUCCCAAGCGGCUGUCAAGAUUUUAGAGCUUUUGAACGCUCUCUCGCCCAACUUCCUUUUGUUUUGGACCCCGGAUUUGGGGAAUUUCGUUGUUGAGAUAAUAUUCAAUCGCGAGAGUUUAGGAUUUACAUGUCUGUUACCCGAUAGUAACAUUGAUGGUUACAUUGCACCAACAGUGAAAACGUUUUUGACGAAUUUACCACCAGACAAAGCUGCGGAGUUGCUGAAACUUUUGCAAGGUUAUGUCAACCAGCAUUUAGUAACUGAUAUAGACUUCAACAAGAAUGUUUCUCCCAAACAGAGAAAUCUUCUAAAAGCACUGAACAUGUUGCAGUCGUUUUCACUGACGCAAUUCUCGUUUGAAAACUUCUCUAAUAACUUGAUUCCAACCUUGUUGAACAAGUUUAUCAGAGAAGCAAGAAGUGGAAUUAUUUAUGUCGAUCCAUUUCAGGAUACAAUAUUAACGUACUGUCUAUCAAUUUUUGAUUUUGCUCUUUCUAAUGAAAAUGAGUUUAAGAGUUUUGUUGACUUUUUGUAUAAACCGUACCAAGUUCAAACAGCAGAGUUCAAGCAGCGGAUCCACUUGGGUACUUAUCUUCUGAAGACGUUUGAAGAUUCCGUGAUGGAGAAGAUCGUCAACAAAUUUGAUACGUUUUUAGAUCUAAGUUUGAAGAAUUAUAGUGCGAUAAGUCGAACUAGGGAGCUACUUUUUUAUGUAUUCUUUUACACGGUACCCAAAAGACGACUUAAGUUCGUGAACGAGGCUGCGGUAGCUAAACUCUUGACAACUUGGACUGUUUUUGAGACACAUUUUAAUGAAAAUAACGCCGAAAGCGGUUUGGAUUUUGUUAAGUGUUUGCUUCCUAUACUAAAGUCAUGUAAAUUGUCCAGUGGGCCCGUGAAGAAUUGGUUAGUGAGUCUGUUACAUGCUGAACAAAAUUCAUGGAAAUAUGAGCUUGACUUUAAAGCUGAAGUUUUUCAUUUAUUAGUGGACGUGAUGGAUGAAACAGAUGAUGAUAAUACUAGUCUAAGAGAUGGCUUGUUGAAGGUAAAAAGCAGGUUAUUAUCGGACGUUUCUCCAAUUCCACCAGAAGCCAAAACAAUAUUUUUAGAUAAAUUAUUGUGUUCGGUACCUAAAAUACAAACCCCGGAGCUUCUCAUGUUUUUGUUGGAUCUCUUCGUGAAAAUAGCAACUGAGAAGAGCAGUUCUGAUAUGAACCAUUUCCUGACUGACUACAUAAGAAACACACAACCAACACAGAAAAUUUCACUAUCCAAGUUAUACAGCUUGUAUCUGAACCACGAUUUAGACAAUCUUCAAAGAUAUAAACUAGUCUCUAACACCAUAUCGGUCUUCCAGUAUUGCGAUCUUCUCGUUUUUGAAGAUUUUUUCGUCGACCAUAUUGUGGAAAUGAUAUCCACUUUAAAACAACCAGUUACACGGGAAAACUUGGUUACGAAAAUCUCCUACUGUUUAUUAAUAGAAACGUUAUUCUUUAGAUGUCCAGUUGGAAGUACUGAUACCGAAAUUCAUAGAAUAACACAAGCUGCUCUGCCUGAAAAGCCGAGUAAUAAAGCGUUUUUGUGUCAGUUGCUAAAAAUAACUCUUGACGCUAUUAAAGAUUCUUUUGAUUGUGAGGAAUUCUUCCGUUUGUAUAAGUGUCAUUUAUACAGUGCCAUGGUAUCGAUUGUGAGUAACUCAGUGAAAGAGGUCAACUUCUACACAAAACUUUUUGUACGUCAAGAAAACAAUGUGGAUAUAUUGUGGAAUAAUCUAAUUGACACCAAAAAGAAGUACGUUUUUCAAACAGACUUUGAAACGAUCCCAAACAAAAGAAAAGUUCUUGUAAACAUUAGAGACCAAGUGCGGGCACAAAAGAAAAAGCAGGUUGGUCAGACACAGUCUAUAAGGUACAUAGAAUCGAUGCGACUUUACAAUAGUUCUUUAUCAGAAGACUUUAACAACUUUGACUUCACUAAUACUCUUGUACGCGAACUAAAGCAAAAAAAAUUUAGUGGUGAAACUCCGAUUCAAAGUGAAAUAGAACUAGAUUGUACAGAUGUUAAUAGUCACGAGUGUAUGGCGACUGUGUGUGGACUAAUUGAACAUAUGGUCAAUACAAAUGUCAUAGACUUACCAAGUGAAGAAGCCGAUGACUACGAACUACCGGCUUGGGUCAAUGGGAUCAGAACACUCCUACUAAAUCCAAAAACACACAGUAAUAUUAAAAUAUUUUGGAUCAAAGUUAUUGACAAUAUGAUACAUAUUUUCAAGGAUUUUGCAAAAUGGUUUUUAGAGCCACUUCUAAAAUUCAUUGUAGAUAAGUGUGCUGGAAAUGGUCUUAAUUAUUUCAUAAUUGAUGUGGUUGCUAUUUUGGCCGCUUGGUCUACUAACGUGGUUCCACAAACCGCACAAGAAGUUCAACUUGCGUCCGAUUUGAUUACGUUUUUGAUUAACCACCUUAAUAACGAAAGACAAGAUAUGUUUAAGUACCAUUUGGACUUAAUCCGUUUGCUGAUUGAAGCAUGGAAAUCGUCCAUCACCGUUAGUUAUGACUUACUCUAUUCUAAAUUAAACGUUGAUCCCAAAUCUAAAACAGUGGAGGUUGGAAUACAUUUAUUUUCCAUUUUUUUGGCAAACAAAAUCUUCCCUUGGGAAAACAAAACAACCGAAUUUUGUGAAACCGUAUUCAAUAUUAUUUUGAAAAAUAAUUACAAAAGAACGUACAAACCGUGUUGUGAAAUCAUAGGUCUUUUGUUACGUUUAAAAAACAAAGAUGCAGCUUUAUCCAAAGUUGUCGAUAAUGUCCACGAUCUUUUGAAGAAGAUUGAUCCAAAGAAAUUUGCAGACGUUUUGGAAGCUAUUGUUUUACAUUAUCCCGAAGUAGCGGAUGAGUCUCACAUAAAACAUCUGUUAAGUCAAGUCCAUGGACUACCUAAACCCCUGAAAGUAAUUUACUUGAAAAUCAUUUUAACCAGAAGUAGCAUUACGGAUAAAAUUGAUGAAUUCAAAACAGAAAAGUGGGAUUCGUACAUUAACAACGACGACCUCGAAGUGCAGUUGCUGAGUCUAGAAAUCGUCCACAAGUGUUUGGACGUUUUAAAAGAGUCCGCGCUCUUCAAAUCCAUUAUAAAAGCAGUGUGUACUCACGUAUCAAACUCAAACGUUUUGUGCAGAACACGAAUGUUUGACAUCGUCACACUAAUCUGGCAGAAGGGAACAUACAGCACGGAGAUUCUAGACUUGUGUAAACCAAUUCUUGUUCAAGGACUCACAGAUCCAGAUAACGAAAUUCGUGAAAAAGUUUUUGAUUUCUGGAAAAACCACCACGAGUUGCCUUCACCCAUCGCAGCGCGAUUUACAUAUGUUUUGUCAAACUUGUAUGAAGUGGCCACAGAAAACGACUUUCUGGGUUAUAGUUCGCACCUCCUCUUGGAUAGUAUCAAGCAGUCGGACGAAUACAAAGAAUCUCUCUUUAAACAUCCUUUGGAAGACUGUGAUUUUGAAAAACACGAGCUUCAGACUAACUGGCGUCUUCGACACCUGUCUGUAGUGCCGUUAUUUGCCGAAACUGUGAGAACUUUUGAUCCAGAUUUUGAGAAUAUGGAUUGGGACAUGAGCAAACUUCGUCAGACUCAAACUGCUCGUGAGUUUGCUCAGACUCAAAGUGUUCGAGAUAAGCAGUUUUCACAGUACACGAUGAGUGAGAGUAGUCUUUAUGUAAAACGCGAUGAAGAGAGGGUUAAUCCUUAUUUGGUACCACUAUCACACAAGUACCAAAUUCCUAAGCGACGAUUUCCUAGAGAUAAGUCGCAGAUCAGAAGCUAUUUUGCUGAGCAGGAAGUGAGGAAAUCGGUGCAGAAAACGGAGCAGAGGAAAGAUUUAGUAGAAGAACGUGAAUAUAAAGUCGUUAUUUAUCGUAGUUAUAAGAAAGGAGAUUUCCCAGAUGUUCAAAUUACUCUGCAGGACGUGUUGGAACCACUUCAAGCCCUUACCUUGCAUGACGGCGAAAUUUCAAAAAUCUUGUAUUCUCAACUAUUCCAAAACGUAUUACACAAAGUGAGAAGUGAUCAAGCUUUUUUGGAGCCAGUUUCAGUUGCCAUUGAAGCCAUUUUUAACAACUCGACUCAAUUUAAUCGAAACUUGUUUCGAACUUUAUUUGAUGCACUUCUGCAGUGCAAAAGCUCGAUAGUACUUCCUGCUGAUUUAAUAGUCUCGGUUUGUCAAUCUAGCGGCUUAAGAACUUUAGGUGUACUACUUUUAGAAGAAUAUCUUACAUCUUCCAAUUCUUCAUCCUUGGAUCCACAAGAAACCACCAAUGAAAUCAGUCUGUGGAUAAGCCUUGCAGAGUUAUACAAAGAUAUGGACGAUUGGGAUGUAGUCAAAUCCAUCUUUCUUGAAAAAACUGAUUGCCCAGAAAGUGUCAAAACCGCUCUCGUUGCAGAAUCUCGCAAGCAGUGGAGAAAUGCUCAAGAUGAAUACGGGAAACUCAUUCAAACCGACGAGAAUUUACAGAGAAAGGGUUUUUAUUACGAAUCAUAUAUCAAAUGUUUUGCACAUUUAGGAGAAUGGGAUAAAGUGGUAGAACAAAUUGAUUCCCUUGUUGGAAAGAAUUGGGACAGUUUGUGGGACCAAGGUUUCAAUCAACACAAAUUAAUGCCUUGGUACAUCAGUGGACAAUUAAAGAACUCCUUGUUCACUAAGAACGCAUCAAACCAGUUUCUCUCAAGUCUCAACGAAAGUGUCAAUUCUGAUCGGUUGGACUAUUUGGAAAACCGUUUCUGUGAAGAAAUUGCUAUGCUGUGGAUUUUACAGAAAGAAAGUGACGAAGCUGAAAAGUAUUUGAAAAUGUAUUUGAAUAAGUUCUUGGAUAAUUGGCAACAGCUGGACUUAUUUUAUUCCAAUCUUCGCUAUAAUCAGUUGUUGAAGUUGCGCAACAUAAUUGACACCAACGACUUUCUGUCAGUGUUCAACAAUUUGAACGUGAAAAACGUAGAAAGAGUACAAGAUUUGAUUAAUCGUUGGACCAGAACGGCUAACGAAAAUGUACCAUCGAUCUUAUAUUGCGAAGAAAAAGUAUUAUAUCGCAAACAGUUUCUAAAUUUGCUUGUAGACAAAAUAAAGUCAUACAAUGCGCAAGAGUUAGAAAAUAUCGUUCCUGAUCUAAACCAACUAAGGUUUAAUUUAGAUGAAGGCCUUAUGGAUAUUGGAAUUGAACAAAAUAAUUUUUUCAUGACGAGAAAAUACCUCCGUAGUUACAGUAAACACAAUAUCCUGAAACUUGAAGUGGUACUCAGUAAAAUGGCUUACCUGAAGUCAUCAAUGUUAGACGACCCCACCAUUAAGUUAGAUGUUUUGUUAAAAGGUUGCAAACCGCUGGGAAAAAUAUUUCAAGUACCAGGCCAGUCACCGCUGAAAGCUUUAGCACAUUUUCAUCUUUUUCAACAGCUGAAUGAAAUUUCUUCUAUUUUUCGGAACGACAACGAAUUCUUUCAACGUUUUCUCAAUGAUGAUCAACAUUGUCAGCAGAAACAGUUCCUUACAAGCUUGAUUGAAGCUGACAGUAUUUCUUCAGUUGAAGAUCCCGCACUAUUUGGAGCAGAAAUGUUAAAACAAUUUCUUCCCUUUUAUGAAACCGAGAUAGAAAACGCUAUGGAAACUGACACAAGCCAGUCAAACCGAGAGUACGACACAGUAGCACAUGCUUACGUCCAGCUUGCUUAUUUUGCAAAGAAACAGGGAGAAUCUUAUUUCAGUGACUUUAUGCUUUGUGUUUUAAGAGCCAUGAAGUUCAAUUCGUCCGAGGGACGACAGUUAUUUCCGUGUAUAAUAAUGGAGAAGGAGUUUGAAGACGAAGACAAGGAACAAUUUAUUGAAGAAACGAGUAAACUACCAGUGUGGAUGUUCCUCGGUUGGAUUCCUCAAAUUUUAGUCACCCUUGAUUCCCCAAAAAUUUCAGCAGUAGCACCACUUGUUCUGAAAAUAGCAAAAACUUACCCACAAGCUAUUAUGUACGCAUACAGAUUAAGUAAAGAAAAUUACAAGUCAGACUACACGGAAUUUAACGAAUUAAUCGAGAAGUUGGACAAUAUUUUGCUUAGUGAUAGCAGAAUUGACGAAUUUUUGAAAGCCCUCCCAUUUGUUGGAGUACCAGCCUCCAUUUUAAUGUACUUUAAUCGCAAAAUAGUUAAAUCUAUUCAAACAGAAGACUUGGCUCAGGCUAAACGCUUGUUAGAAUAUCUUUUAGAUAAUCUGUUUAAUUGUGAACCGGAUUCGCGUGAUGUUUCUUUAAUGCAAGGAAAUAUGUUUAAGAAAAUCACAAAGUUUAGUGAAGAUUUUAAGAACUUACUUGAUCGUUUGAGUUCCACCCAGAGUGCAGAUUUAAUCGAACCAUUAAAGAAUAUUAAUAAAGAAUUGAGUGCAACUUUACAAAAUGAGGGUGAAGCAAAGAAAAAUUCAAAAUUACUGAAAGACUAUUGUCCUUGGUUGUCUAAUUUUUCUGCCCACAAAAUGGACGUUGACUUGGAAAUACCGGGUCAGUAUGAUGGCAACAAACUCCCACUGACUCAACACCACGUCAAAAUAUCUGGUUUUAACCCAAACGUUUCAGUCAUGCCAUCUCUCCAGAAACCUAUAAAAAUCACCAUUUUGGGAAACGACACCAAAGAAUACCCGUUUCUUAUCAAAUUCGGUGAAGACAUACGACAGGAUCAAAGAAUACAACAGCUGUUUUCAUUGAUGAAUAAUAUUUUUGAUAACGAUAAGUCACUAAUAAGUGGCAAGAAGUUCUCCAUUCUUACAUACCAAGUGAUACCUCUAACGACAAAUUUGGGUUUAAUACAGUGGAUUGACAACACGAGUUCUUUACAAGACUUCGUCAAGAAAUCACUCACAGACUCUGAGUCUGUAAAAAAUUAUGAGCAACUUUUUCAAAAUUAUCACGAAUGGGUACACAAGUUUUCAAAUGAAGCUUUCGAUGCUUAUGGUAGUGCAGCCGUGAAAUACACACGCGAUAAAGUGGUACCCAAAUUUCAGUCACUAGCGAGUUCCAUUGAGUUGAACGUUUUCAAGACACAGUUUUUGAAACUGAGUACCAACAUUGAAAGCUUUUUCGCUCUACGUAACAACUUCAUCACAUCAUACGCCAUAAUGUGUGUCAGCCAGUGGAUACUUGGAGUUGGUGAUAGACAUCUGUCCAACAUUUUAAUCUGCUUAAAAAAUGGUAAAGUUCUGGGUGUCGACUUUGGCCACGCCUUUGGUACAGCCACACAGAUUCUACCAAUCCCAGAAUUAGUACCAUUCCGACUAACACCCCACAUAGUCAGCCUGAUGAAACCUCUAGGCGAAAAAGGGUUAUUCAGAGAAGUCAUGAUCCACUGUUUGAGGGCCUUCAGAUGCAACAGUAGUUCCUUAUUGGCUACAAUGAAUGUUUUUAUUAAAGAACCGUCACUUGAUUGGUUAGAGCAUGCUUCGAAAUUUGGAGAGAAUAUAGAUCCUACCAAGUCCAAGUGGUACCCGAUUCAAAAAAUUGGUCAAGCUGAAAGAAAGUUACGUGGAGCUAAAUCCACUACUACCAUGGUCGAAGAUUUAAGAGCAGGACACCAAAAGAAUCAGCAGUAUAUGGAAGCGUACAUUAAACUAGUGGAGGGUGUGACGGAAUUUGAUCUUAGAGCCAGGAAAGAAGGAGACACUUUGACGGUGGAAGAUCAGGUUGAUUGUUUGAUAGAUCACGCCUCUGAUUAUAAUUUGCUUGGGCGAAUGUUUGAAGGAUGGGCUGCUUGGGUCUAACUUUGCUUUGUUUUUUACUUUGUAUUUUCUACAACAUUUAUAAAUAAAAAUAUUUUGUUAGUGUA
Messenger RNA from Zophobas morio, 11889 nucleotides. RefSeq names its product DNA-dependent protein kinase catalytic subunit-like. The record is from RefSeq and is a predicted model, not a curated record. Gene Ontology annotation, molecular function: protein binding; DNA-dependent protein kinase activity. Lineage: Eukaryota; Metazoa; Arthropoda; Insecta; Coleoptera; Tenebrionidae. Bases 305 to 11824 code for a protein of 3839 amino acids. The transcript has 19 exons. Gene Ontology annotation, cellular component: nucleus. Gene Ontology annotation, biological process: intrinsic apoptotic signaling pathway in response to DNA damage; protein phosphorylation; telomere maintenance.